AUGGAUUUGCAAAAUCUUCUUCUCUCCCCUAACAGCUCAGAACUCUCUAAUGGCGGUUCUAGGGCUAGUUUUGACAUGUUCUUCAUCUUCUCUCAAGUUCAAAUUUUCAAUCUCAAAGCUUUAAAAUUGUCUCCAACGGCGAACAAUACAGUCGAAAAUACAGGAGGAUAUUCACAUGCAAACAGUCAACACAUUGAUUACAACGAUCCUUUAUAUGACCGGUGCAAUGCAAUUGUUCAGUCGUGGAUCAUGAGCUCGGUGGCAAAGGAGCUUAGAAAGGGAAUUGUCUUCUCCUCAAACACACAGAAAGUCUGGAUUGUGUUGAAGACUAGGUUUGAUAAGGGAGUUUCUAGUGUAUCAGUAUACUUUUCGAAUCUGAAUGAUUUGUGGGAUGAAUUUGAGUCAUUGAUUCCGGAACCUUGUGAUUGUGAGAGGUCAGGACCAUUUGUGGAAUUUUUACACCAACAGAAACUUAUGAAAUUUCUGAUCGAAUUAAACGAUACUUAUGCACCACAAAGGAGUCAGAUUCUCAUGAUGCAUCCAACACCCUCACUUGAUCAAACCUACUCCACAAUUAUUCAGGAAGAAAGCCAAAGAAAGAAUAGUGGUUUGACAACACAGGGUGAAAUUUUAGGAAGUGCUCCUGUGGAUAUUGACCAUACUUCACUAGCCUCUAUUCUCAAGCUGCUAAACAAGGAGAAGGGUCCUGAUGCCUCAACCAACAUGACAGGUAACUCUACUACUGACCAAAGUCCUUGGAUUAUUGAUACUGGGGCUUCUAAUCACAUAGUUUUAGCCUUACAUCUACUAUCAUUAGUAUACCAUGUACCUGAACUCAAAUCACCUACUGUACAUUUACCUAAUGGAAAUAGUACUAAAGUUACUCAUACUGGACUAUGUACUUUGCCUAACUCAGAAGUCCUUUAUGAUGUUCUUUAUGUUCCUGAAUUCCAAUUUAGUCUACUCUCUAUUUCUAGAUAUACAAAAGAGUUAAACAGCUCAGUUCAUUUCUAUCCUGAUUUUUGUGUCUUUCAGGACCUCUUCGGUGGCAUGGUGAAGGGGAUUGGUAAGCUCAAGGGUGGUCUUUACAUCCUUAAUCCCUCAACACUUGUUACUACUUCUGCUUCUAAUUGUGUGUCUGCUUCAGUCCAGUCAAAUUCAAGUGCAUUAUGGCACCAAAGGCUGGGUCUUGCACCUCUUGCAGUAUUGAAAAAGAUUCCUGAUCUAAAUAAAUAA
Nicotiana tabacum (common tobacco) is the source of this 1236-nucleotide messenger RNA. The record is from RefSeq and is a predicted model, not a curated record. Lineage: Eukaryota; Viridiplantae; Streptophyta; Magnoliopsida; Solanales; Solanaceae.